AUGUUCCCGACAACUCUCAGUUCUGGCGAUGUGGAACUAACGGAGUCAUCACGGGAUGUUCACGCAGAUCGCUUCGAAGACGACGAUCAGGCGCCGGAUCACGAAGGCGAUGAAGCCAUCUUUGCCCAAGAUCCAUUUUCACAGAAUAAUAUCGAGCCAAUAUCCUUCAAGCGCAAGCAGAAACGGUCUGCUCGUUUCGGCUUAUCGAAUGUCUUCUCGGGGAGCGGUAGCAGCGCAUCGCAUACACUCAACAACUUAUUCAAUAGGGGUAGUUCUCUAAACGAUUGGCCAAAUUCGGGUGACAAUUCAAGAACAGCCCACACCAACGGCGAAGCCGGCGCCUUUAAAGAAGACGGGCCUCUCGACUGGUAUGUCGAAGGCCCUGGUCGAAGGCUGGCCUACGAUGACCUCACCGCAAUCGAUUGGGUCUUUGAGUACACUAAAGAACGCCAAAGACGAAGGCUCUUAUAUUCCACAGGACAAGGCGUUUUGGGCCAUUUGCACCAACUCUUGGAUGCAAGCCAUGUCUGGGUGGUUUUGGUCGCAACUGGGGUUGCAGUUGGCUUGAUUGCAGCAUGCAUCGAUAUUGCAAGUGAUUGGUUGAGCGAUUUAAAGUUGGGUUAUUGCAAAGGUGAAGAAGGUUUCAGCCAAUUCUACCUCAACCGGGGAUUCUGCUGUUGGGGGCAUGAAGAUUUUUCGGAAUGCGUUGGUUGGAAAUCAUGGAGGGAUGCCUCAAAAGUCCUCUUUGCAUCAUUUGCGUGCACAUUGGUACGGAAUUAUGCACCAUAUGCCAAACACAGUGGAAUUCCCGAGAUAAAAACAGUCCUCGGGGGCUUUGUCAUGAAGCGUUUUAUGGGUGGCUGGACACUGGCCAUUAAGUCUCUAGGACUUUGUCUUGCUGUUGCUUCCGGCAUGUGGCUGGGUAAAGAAGGCCCUCUUGUUCAUGUCGCAUGUUGUUGUGCGAACAUUCUCAUGAAACCAUUUGACUCGUUAAAUAGCAAUGAAGCAAGGAAACGUGAAAUCCUUUCGGCGGCUGCUGCUGCAGGCAUAUCUGUUGCCUUCGGGGCCCCCAUUGGCGGAGUACUAUUCAGUUUAGAGCAACUUUCGUAUUAUUUCCCGGAUAAAACAAUGUGGCAGAGUUUCGUAUGUGCUACUGUUGCUGCUGUCACGUUGCAAGCACUGAAUCCUUUCCAUACUGGUAAAAUCGUGCUUUACCAGGUGACCUAUACUAGAGGAUGGCAUCGAUUCGAAAUUAUUCCAUUCAUAAUACUCGGCAUCGUGGGUGGCCUCUAUGGAGGACUAUUCAUCAAGCUCAACAUGAGAAUAGCCAGAUGGCGCAAGUCCAGGAGUUGGUCUUACCCGCUACUUGAAGUGGCCUCAGUUGCUCUUAUCAGCGCCGGACUAAACUUCCCCAACAAGUUCAUGAGAGCACAAUCGUCAGAACUAGUAUAUCAACUUUUUGCCGAGUGUGCAACGACCACAGACGAUCAGUUGGAUCUGUGUAAAACAGGUGCUGCAUCUUUUGGUGUUAUUGCUCUCUUGAUUGUGGCAGCAUUGCUUGGUGUCUUCCUAGCAUCCGUCAGCUUCGGUCUGGAAAUCCCAGCGGGCAUUAUUCUUCCCUCCCUGGCAAUCGGCGCUCUGUUUGGCCGUGCACUCGGCAUCGGUGUUGAAAUGUGGCAAAUGGCGUUCCCUAAUUUCUUUCUUUUCGAAAGUUGCGAGCCCGAUAUACCGUGUAUCACUCCAGCAACUUACGCAAUCAUAGGGGCCGCAUCAGCUCUUGGGGGAGCUACCAGAAUGACAGUUUCAAUUGUGGUGAUCAUGUUUGAGCUGACGGGUGCUCUAACAUAUGUGAUUCCAAUCAUGAUAGCUGUCAUGCUCUCCAAAUGGUGUGGUGACAUAUUUGGCAAACGCGGCAUAUAUGAGUCCUGGGUUCACUUCAACGAAUAUCCGUUUUUGGAUCUUAAGGAUGACAAGCCUCCACCAGAUGUGCCGGCAUCGAGAAUAAUGACUAAUGUAGACGAUCUCACUGUGAUUCCUGCUGUUGGUCAUACUAUUGAAUCACUUAGGAAUCUGCUCAUGCAGACACGAUACCGUGGAUUCCCGGUGGUGUUAGACGCAUCGAAUCCAAUUCUGCUUGGCUACAUAUCUCGUAACGAGCUUUCUUACGCACUGGAGUCAUCUCUAUCCUCUACGAAUCGCAAUUGGACGUCAGAGACACAGGCCUAUUUUGUUCAUCAACCAUUUUCUGACCCAAUUGAAACGCUUGAUUUACGGCCCUGGAUGGACCAAACGCCCAUAACACUCAACAGCCAUACCACCUUCUCCAUUGUCCUGGGUAUGUUCCAGAGACUUGGGCUUAGAUAUGUACUGUUUGUGCACAAGGGCAUUCUAAAGGGUCUCCUCACGAAAAAAGAUGUCUGGUUCAUUCUUAACGGCAUGGAAAGUCGACGAGAGAAAGACUUCGAAAGUGGGCCGCUUAGAGAAGCGAGCAACUCGGAAGAGAUAGGAUUGCUUGGUGACGAAGUAUCACAUGCCGAUGCCGAAGAUCUUGGCCUCAUAGAGGGUCGACAAUCUAUGCAGUCUCUGUGA
Molecule: messenger RNA, 2589 nt
Organism: Talaromyces atroroseus
Lineage: Eukaryota; Fungi; Ascomycota; Eurotiomycetes; Eurotiales; Trichocomaceae
Exons: 7
Coding region: 1-2589 (862 amino acids)
Biological process (GO): transmembrane transport; chloride transport
Cellular component (GO): Golgi apparatus; membrane; early endosome
Molecular function (GO): voltage-gated chloride channel activity
Source: RefSeq, a predicted model, not a curated record